Mandrillus leucophaeus (drill) is the source of this 993-nucleotide messenger RNA. Its product is annotated as mas-related G-protein coupled receptor member H-like. The record is from RefSeq and is a predicted model, not a curated record. Gene Ontology annotation, cellular component: membrane. Gene Ontology annotation, biological process: G protein-coupled receptor signaling pathway. Lineage: Eukaryota; Metazoa; Chordata; Mammalia; Primates; Cercopithecidae. Gene Ontology annotation, molecular function: angiotensin receptor activity.
AUGGCGCUAUCGGCAGUGACCGUGAGCCCUCUGGAAUCUGCACUCUGUACCAGAAAUGAAUCCCUGAAUCACACAACCUGGUCAUCAGAGCAAGCGACUCAGCCCCCAGUAGAAUCACGAGAACAGCACCGUUCUAUCUACAUUUCCCUGCUCAUUUGCAUACUGGGAGUAAUGGGGAAUGGACUUUUGAUGUUGUUUCUCAUCUUCUAUGUAAAGAGGAAGCCAUUCACUGUCUACAUCCUACACCUCGUCAUCGCUGACUUCAUGGUCCUCUGCACAUCUGUCCUCCAGCUGAUAAUCUUGCUUUGUGAUCGCCUCAACAAUGACACCUUACUGAAAUACAGCAUCUUCCUGAUACUUUUUGGCUACAACACAGGUCUGCACCUUCUCACCGUCAUCAGUGUGGAGCGGUGUCUCUCUGCUUACCCAAGCUGGUACCAGUGCCAACUCCCAAAGCACCAAUCUGCUGUAGCCUGCACUCUGCUGUGGGCACUUUUUCUUCUUGUGUUUGGAUUAGAAAACUUCUGCAUCCAGGUAGAUAAGUUUGGAUUCCCAAAACGUCCAUACGUGUAUAAAUUUUUAGGUAUCUUGGCAUUCCUUGUCUUUGUUCCUCUCAUGAUCUUCGCCAGUUUGAGGCUCCUCAUCCAAGUCUGCUGUAACCUGAAGCCACGCCAACCUGCCAAGCUCUACAUAAUCAUCAUAGCUACUGUGGUCUUGUUUCUUGUCUUUGCCAUGCCCAUAAAGGUCCUGCGCAUCAUAGCCUUUUUUAAUCCUAGUAACAACUUGGUGUGGAAAUUAUAUCCUUAUUUGAAUAUUUUGUCCACUAUCAAUUGCAGUGUCAAUCCAAUUGUCUAUUUUGUGGUAGGUCGUAUCAGGAGAAAGAAAAGUAGAAAGUCCCUAAGGGAAGCACCAAAGGUCUUGGAAGAAAAACCAGUGGCAGGCUUGGGUGAGAACGUUGCACAGCCUUCCUCACCCUCAACGGCCUUCAGCUAG